Messenger RNA from Trichosporon asahii var. asahii CBS 2479, 3042 nucleotides. RefSeq names its product ATP dependent helicase. The coding region runs from base 1 to 3042 and encodes 1013 amino acids. Gene Ontology annotation, biological process: nuclear-transcribed mRNA catabolic process, nonsense-mediated decay. The transcript has 10 exons. The record is from RefSeq and is a predicted model, not a curated record. Gene Ontology annotation, molecular function: zinc ion binding; ATP binding; hydrolase activity. NCBI's taxonomy places the organism in Eukaryota, Fungi, Basidiomycota, Tremellomycetes, Trichosporonales, Trichosporonaceae. Gene Ontology annotation, cellular component: cytoplasm.
AUGGACCCGUUCACCACCUUCGAGGGUGCGUCCCAGUACGGCGUCGAUCAGGAUGACACGACGUCCAUGUACAGCGCUACCCCGAGCAACCUCACAGAGCAAAUCAUUGUCCCUCAGCGUACCACUGGACUAGAGCGCGGGAUCGACGAGAUCUCCCUCACUUCCCGCCCCGUGAACAACUUCGGAGAGGAGUACGACCGUGAUGAUGAGCCACCACUUGGCCACGGCGUUGAGCACGCGUGCAGUCCCCAGAGUGUGGUCAAGUGGUUCUGCAACUCAAGAGGCAAUACGAGUGCGUCGCACAUCGUCAGUCACCUCGUCAAGGCGAAGCACAAGGAAGUUGUCCUACACAAGGACAGUCCUCUUGGAGACACCAUUCUUGAAUGCUACAACUGCACGAACAAGAACGUCUUCAUGCUCGGCUUCAUUGCGGCGAAGAACGAGGCUGUCGUCGUGAUUCUGUGUCGCCACCCGUGCGCCUCCACGACGACUUCGCGCGACAUCAACUGGGAUCCGUCAGAGUGGUCCGCCAUUAUCCACGACCGCUCCUUCCUCAGCUGGCUCGUCAAGGUCCCCUCUGAGGCGGAGCAGCUGCGCGCUCGACAGAUCUCGAUGGCGCAGAUUGCCAAGCUCGAGGAGAUGUGGCGCGACAACCCCAACGCGAAGCUCGAGGAUGCUGAAGCUCAGGAUGCGUACCAAUAUCAGAACAUCCUUGGACCGCUGGUCAAGAUCGAGGCCGACUACGACAAGCGCAUGAAGGAGUCGCAGGGAGAGAGCGAUAUCAGUGUGCGCUGGGACAUGGGUCUGAAUCAGAAGCGCACUGCGUGGUUCACCAUGCCGAAACUCGAGAGCGGAGAAGUGCGCUUGGCGGUCGGUGACGAGCUGCGCCUCAAACUCGUGGGCGCCAGCAUGAAGGGGUGGGCGAACAUGGGCAACAGCUCUGACAACUUAUGGGAGGGCGUUGGCAGCGUCAUCAAAGUUCCAGACAAUGUCGAUGACUGGAUUGUUCUGGAGAUGAGACGAUCAGACAACGUGCCCACCGACUGCAGGGAAGGCUUCGCCGUUGACUUUGUCUGGAAGGCGACCAGCUUCGACCGUAUGCAGCAGGCCAUGAAGACUUUCGCUAUCGACGAAAAGAGUGUUUCGGGCUACAUUCUGCUUGGUCAUGAGGUGGACCCGCAGGUCUUGCGCACACAGAUGCCGAAGCGCUUCACUGCACCUGGCCUGCCCGAGCUCAACCACUCUCAGAUGGCUGCCGUCAAGGCUGUCCUGCAGAAGCCGCUCAGUCUGAUCCAAGGUCCGCCUGGUACCGGUAAGACUGUCACGUCGGCGUCGAUCGUGUACCACCUCUCGAAGAUGAACCCGGGACAGGUGCUUGUUUGUGCCCCGUCCAACGUCGCCGUCGACCAUCUCGCCGAGAAGAUUCACAUGACCGGUCUCAAGGUUGUGCGUCUCACUGCCAAGUCGCGUGAGGCCGUCGACUCGCCUGUCAGCUACCUGACCCUUCACGAGCAGGUCGCUAAGAACGACACUCGACGUGAACUCCAGAAGCUUAUCCAGCUCCGCAACGAGCUUGGAGAGCUGAGCCAGAGCGACGAGAGGAAGUACAAGUCGCUGGUCCGUGCUUGCGAGAAGGACAUCCUCAACGCCGCCGACGUCAUCUGCACGACCUGUGUGGGUGCUGGUGACCCCCGCCUGGCCAAGUUCAAGUUCAGGACCGUGCUUGUCGACGAGGCAACCCAGGCCGCCGAGCCCGAGGCCAUGAUCCCGCUCGUCAUGGGAUGCAAGCAGGCCGUUCUCGUCGGAGACCACCAGCAGCUUGGCCCCGUCAUCAUGAACAAGAAGGCUGCCCGUGCUGGUCUCUCGCAGUCGCUCUUCGAGCGUCUUGUCAUCCUCGGCAACCGUCCAAUCCGUCUGCAGGUGCAGUACCGUAUGCACCCGUGUCUGUCGGAGUUCCCCUCGAACAUGUUCUACGAGGGUACUCUGCAGAACGGUGUCACGGCGCCGGAGCGCCUGCGCAAGAACGUCGAUUUCCCCUGGCCCGUUGCCGACACGCCGAUGAUGUUCCACCAGAACACUGGCACUGAGGAGAUCUCGUCGAGCGGUACCUCGUUCGUGAACCGCACUGAAGCCGCCAAUGUUGAGAAGAUGGUGACCAAGUUCUUCAAGUCGGGCGUCCUUCCCUCGCAGAUCGGUGUUAUCACGCCAUACGAGGGCCAGCGUUCGUUCAUCGUCUCUUACAUGCAGCUGCACGGCGCGCUCAAGAAGGAUCUGUACAAGGAAGUCGAGGUUGCGAGCGUCGACGCGUUCCAGGGACGAGAGAAGGACUACAUUAUCCUGUCGUGUGUACGUUCGAACGAGCACCAGGGUAUCGGUUUCCUGAACGACCCUCGCCGUCUCAACGUCGCGCUCACCCGUGCCAAGUACGGUGUCGUCAUCCUCGGCAACCCGAAGGUUCUCAGCAAGCCGAGCAUGAUGCAGUUCAGCAAGCCGCGCAAGACGCUGUCGCGCGCCAUGGAGUCGUUCCGCCGUUUCGAGCCUCCCGCCAACGACUACGCCGAGAAGAACGCCCGCGGAGGCCCCGCUCCCAGCCGCUUCGACCCGGCAUACUACCGCACGCACGACGCGAUCUCCUACGUUCCUGCCGAUGCGCAGAGCGUGGUGUCGCAGGCUCUCACGCAGAGCUUCCCGCUCGCCGCUCACCCGUACCCCGGCGCCGGACCCAGCGGACGCAAGUCGACGUACACCGGCUACGCGUCGUCGGUCAUCUCGCAGCAGCCGGCCGACGGCGCGCCCGACCCACUCGGCACCGGCCACGCGCUGGCUCCCAUGUCCUCGCGCGCGUCCAGUAUUGCGUACUCCCAGUUCGACCGUCUGCCUCCCGGACCAGCGCUCGACAAGAAGCCGGCCGGCCUCGGCCAGCGCCGCCUGUCCAUCGGCUCGAUCACGCCGUCGGACGCCGUCUCCUCGUACGGAUACAAGGCAGGUGACGACGACACGCAGUCCAUUGCUCCCAGCCAGGCUGGCGUCACCGAGUUCUAA